This is a messenger RNA of Angiostrongylus costaricensis, 1083 nucleotides long. NCBI's taxonomy places the organism in Eukaryota, Metazoa, Nematoda, Chromadorea, Rhabditida, Metastrongylidae. The record is from the annotation of a GenBank genome assembly.
AUGAUGGGGGUUGACGAUAAGAAAGUACUUCUUCUUGGAGCAGGAUUGGUCAGUGGACCAUUUGUUGACUUUUAUUCUAAGCAAUCGAAGGUGCAGGUAACAGUAGCCACAGAGUCACGAGAGGACGCUCAUCGUUUGGUAAAAAGGGGUAAUAUUACACCUUUCGUAAUUGAUGUCAAAAGGGAGUCUGAUAUGUUGGACCAACUCAUCAGUGCCAAAGAUGCAGGUGUUACUAUUAUGAAUGAGUCUGGUUUGGAUCCUGGAAUUGAUCAUAUGCUUGCAAUGGAAUGUAUCGAUGAAGUCGCAAAGCAUGGCGGAAAGGUCACUUCAUUCAUUUCUUUCUGUGGUGGUCUCCCUGCUCCUGAAUCAUCGGACAAUCCCCUGCGAUAUAAAUUUAGUUGGAGUCCAAAGGGAGUACUGACUGCUCUUUUGAAUCCAGCUAAAUAUCUUCAAGAUGGGAAAGAAGUAGAGAUCGCAUCUGGAAAAGUUCUUGACCAUCUUUACCCCAUAGAUUUCUUGCCCGGAUUCAACCUUAUUGGCUACGCCAAUCGAGAUUCGGUCAAAUAUGGUGGCAUUUAUGGAAUAAUUCCGGGAUGCCGAACACUGGUUCGUGGUACUCUUCGGUACAAGGGCUUUGUGGAAGCAGUGAAGGCUCUGAACGCUGUCGGUCUUCUAAAUACUCAACCGCAAGAAGUUUUUAAUCCUGUUUCUGGUCCUGAUCUUACAUGGAAACAACUAAUGGCAUCCCUGCUUAAUCAGAAGCUGGAUAUUUUUCCCGAUUCAUUGUGCAACGUUGCCACUGAACGCGUUGGUGGAACGAAUCCAAUAGGAGUUAAAGCUUUAUGUGGUAACAAAGAACGUCACCGAAUUAGCUUGGUAGCUUAUGGUGAACCAAAAGGAUUUUCAGCUAUGUCUCGUACAGUUGGAUAUACUUGUGCUAUCGUAUCAAAUAUGGUUUUACAAGGAGAAAUUCAACGACCUGGAAUCUUACGACCGGUCAGUAAAGAGAUUUAUCGCCCAGCGUUAAAGCGCCUAACCGACUACGGUAUUGUUGCCACAAAAGAGGUCACGCCAAUCCCUUGA